Ogataea polymorpha is the source of this 180-nucleotide messenger RNA. RefSeq lists its product as uncharacterized. The transcript is spliced from 2 exons. The coding region runs from base 1 to 180 and encodes 59 amino acids. NCBI's taxonomy places the organism in Eukaryota, Fungi, Ascomycota, Pichiomycetes, Pichiales, Pichiaceae. The record is from RefSeq and is a predicted model, not a curated record.
AUGGCUGCCCCAUACGUUAUUUUCGGCGCAAAACUUGCUAUUGGCACCAUUUUGACCGUUGUUGGAGGAAUUUACGGCCCUAAGGCUUUUUCGUCUCCUGCUGCUGCUGCUCCAGCUGCUACUCCAGCUGCCGCCCCAUCAUCUGAGCCUGAGCUAGAUGUUGAGAAGGCAAUCAAGUAA